GUGGGAUGGACGCAUAUUGUGUCUUACGAUAUAGUAAUAUUGCAAAUAGGUAUCUUGAUGGAACAUAAUCCGUUCACCGUCAGUCGAUAGUGUACGUUCCUGACUGUAAUGUCUAUCGAAACAUUUUAGACUAUUCUUACAAUUGUUUCGCGUUAAAAUAUACAAACAUAUUAUUUCGUAUAUUUUAUUGUUAAUUUUAAUUGUAUCAUAUUUGAAUUUCAUUAUAAUUUAUAACAUAAGGUAUAAAAGAAUGUAAAAUUUAAUAUGAAAUGAUUUCGAUAACAUGACAGUGUCUCUUUAAAUUUUGUUCCAAUUUGACUAUCGAUAUCACGAUCUUCUUCGGAGCUAAAUUCACUGUAGUAUUACUUAGAAACGCAUGCGCAUUGAUCAACGAAUUAAUGGUGAGUAAUUUUUUUAGAACGUCAACUUUUCAUAUUUGUUUGUAAACAAUUCGUCGUCUAAUUAAUCAAUAGUUUAAGUCAAUUAAAAUUUUUACUAUGUUUCUAUUGUAGAUGGUAAGAUCUAUCACGUUACUUUCCUAUAAUUUGAUUAUACGUUCUUCAUAACAGUUUAGACAACUUCUAAAUUCUUUUUACUGUACAUUUGAUUUUCCAUUGUUUAUUAUUAUAACCAUACAGGAGUAAGACUAGAGAAGUAAUGACCUAAAACUGAAGGAGCACACUUGAGAAAUCUGUGUUGAAGAAUAACUUUCACCUAUAGUGGUUAAACAUUUUUGUGAAUAAAAGAAUGAAAUUAAAAAAAUGUAUAAAAUACUUUAAAAACACUGUUAUCAUAUAAGAUAAUAUUUUAUUUGAAUGUGUAUAUGUUAUAUAUAACUAAAACAUCAGCGCACUAAAAGACUACAGUGUUACUUUUUCAAACAUAGCUGAACAUUCAUUCAAGAUGUCAGACAUUGAAGAAGACGAGUUUCAAGAUGCCCAGGAGUCCAUACCAGAACCUAUUUCCAUGGAUUUGGAUACAGCAAUAAUGGAAGCAAAGAAAGCUAUACAUUGGUUUUUCAAUAAUGAGUUUGAAGAAGCAAGAAAAAUUAUGCUAUCAUGGGCAAACAGCAGUAUAUACCACUCCUUAGGGACAUGUGUUUUUGCAUUCCUUGAGGCCGUUAUUACAUUUGAACAACCAUACAUUAAAAAGGCAUCUGCAGCUGUGAAGCAGUGCACGAGCUUAUGUUCAAAGCAACGUAAAUGUGUCACAUUAACACAAAAUAUUGGUAAAAUGGUUAAGAAGGCAAAUUAUGAUGCUUAUACACUUGAGGAAGUGCAUGCAGAACUCUGUUAUGCAGAGUCACUCCUUUUUAAAUCAAUACUUACAUUUGUGGAAGAUGAGACUUUGGUCAGCUUUGUCAAAGCUGGAUUGAAAAUUCGUUCCUGCUUUCUGUCGUAUAAGGAAUGUUUAACAAUUUUGAAUAAUCGUAAGUGGGAAAAUGAAGUUCAUAGAAUUCAUUUUGAAAGUGGCGUUCGCACAGGAAUUGGAGCAUUUAAUUUGAUGAUCUCAUUGUUACCAGCAAGAAUUAUCAAACUACUAGAGUUUAUAGGCUUUUCAGGUGAUAAGGAAUAUGGUUUAUCAGAAUUAGAAGCAGGAUAUAGGGAAAAAAGAGGAUUACGGCACAUUUUAUGUGCAAUGAUUCUCUUAUUUUACAAUUUGAUGAUAUCUUUUAUUCUAAGUAACACGGAUGGUGACCUAGAAUGGUGUGAAAGAGUAUUAGAGGAGGAAUUAAGCCAUCAUCCAAACAGUGUAUGGUUUUUGUUUUUUAAAGGAAGAUUAGAGUUAACAAGAGGAAAUUUUGAAAAUGCAAUAGAAUGGUAUACAAAAUCUUGGAAGAGCCAAGACUUAUGGCCUCGAUUUCAUCUUGUUUGUUUUUGGGAAUUAAUGUGGGUCCAUUGUGCUCUGCAACAAUGGGAAGAAGCUGCUACGUUUGCUUACAUUUUAGUCAAAGAAUCAAAGUGGACCUGUACUGUUUCUUUAUACCAGCAAGCAGCGAUACUUCUUAUGGAGAAACCACCGCCAAAAAGUGAGAAAAAACAGUGUAUUGACUUCAUGAUGAUGCAAGCGCCUACGUUUAAACAACGUAUAGCAGGAAAGUCGUUGCCAAUAGAAAAGUUUGUUAUUAAAAAGACAGAACGUUAUUUUGCUCAAAAAGAUAAAUUAGUUCUUCCUGUAUUUGAACUUAUGUACGUGUGGAACUUAUUCCGAAUUAUCGGCAAACGGCAAGAUUUAACAUUAAAUAUAUUUAAACAGAUCGAAGAAAGUGAAAGAGAACUUAUGAGUGGCCCUAAAAGUGAGUUUCAUGGAGAUAAUGAAGCUCUUCUGCUGCUUCUAAAAGGUGCCUGUUUACGGCAAUUAAAGCGUCCUUUAUUAGCUGAGGAUUGUUUAACUCGUGUCCUUAGCUUAGAUAAAUCAAUUAAGGAAGAUACUUACAUACUUCCUUUUGCAACAGUGGAAUUAGCUUUAUUAGCAAAAGACCAAGGAAAUAUUCCACUUGCUAUUGAGUUUCUGAAAGAUGCUAAAAACAAUUAUACUGGAUAUCUUCUUGAAACCAGACUGCAUUUUAGGAUUCACUCUGACUUAAUGAACUUGACAGGAAAGAAGGUUGAAGAUGUUGCAGUAUAAUGAUAUCUAAAAGAUGAUUAAUUUUUUUUUUUAAUGUUGAU
Messenger RNA from Nomia melanderi (Alkali bee), 2669 nucleotides. RefSeq names its product tetratricopeptide repeat protein 39B-like. Gene Ontology annotation, molecular function: protein binding. Lineage: Eukaryota; Metazoa; Arthropoda; Insecta; Hymenoptera; Halictidae. The record is from RefSeq and is a predicted model, not a curated record.